AUGAUCCUCCCUUCAGCUCGCCUCCGACGCACAGUCGUCCUCCUCUUCUUCUCCUUCCUCAUCGGCAACGCCCUGCUCUUCCUCAUCCUGCCCUACGACAACCCGCUCGUGCUCGCGCUACGCUUCAACGUCUCCGGCCUCAAGAACUGGCUGCGCGGCGACGGUAUCGAGAAGGACGCCUGGCUGUACGAGCCCGCGCGGUACCCGAUCGACUUCCGAACCGACGUGGGACUCCUCAUCAAGACGGGCUACGGGACCCGCCACCGGCUCGCGGCGCAGCUCGAGGCCCUUGAACUAACACCAGAAGACUCCGAUGCGUUUUUGGUCGUCGCCGACUGGACCCCGCGCGGGAACGGCACCCUCGCCGGGGUGAAGGUUCACGAUGCGGUCGGCGGCGUCAUGGCCAUGCCCGAGAUGCGGAAACACCACGCCGCGCCCAAGUUCAAGGAUUACCUCGCCCUCAAAGACGCCGUCGAAAAGGGCGACGAGACCAAGGCCGAAGAGGCGGGGCGGGGUUUCGGGUGGGAUCUCGAUGCGCUCAAGUUCAUCUGGGGUCUGGAGUACGUCUACGACAACCUCCCGCGCAAGAAGUGGUACGUCAUCCUCGACGACGACACCUACAUCGUCAAGCCCAGCCUGCGGCUCCUCCUCGCGCACUGGGACCCCGACGCGCCGCAGUACAUCGGCAACGCGGUGGGCGACUUCAAGGGCCGCUUCGCGCACGGGGGCUCGUCGGUGGUGAUCUCGCACGAGGCCGCGGCGCGGCUGCUCUCCCGCCGGGACGUGCUCGCGGCGGCGCAGGAGAGCUCGCUGGCGGAGACGUGGGGCGACAGGCUGGUUGCGACGGCGUUCCAGAAGGUGGGCGUCUACCUGGACGAGCGGUACAGCCACUUCUUCAACGGGGAGCGGCCGGGCAUCUCGAAAAUCAUGGCGGACCGGUUCUGCUCGCCGCUGGUGUCGUUCCACGGCGUGGCGGACCCGCGCGAGAUGAGGGCCAUCGGGAGGGCGUUUCGGGAUUCCAAGAGUCCUGUUUUCUGGGGCCAGCUGUGGGAGAUUUACGACGCGCCGACGGUGGGGGGGUUCAAGAGGGCGCCCGUCCGAUGGGGGAGGGACUUUGUGGGGAGGACGGACGAGAGGUCUGAUGUCGUUGCCGGGGUCGGCGAUGCGGAGGCGUGUUUGGAGGUCUGCGAGAGCUUGAAGAAGAAGUGUCUUGCGUGGACGUGGGUGGAGGAGACGGGCGAGUGCCGGACCAGUCCGUGGAUGAUUCUGGGGGAGAAUGCACCAGGGUACUACUCGGGUGUGAAUCGUUGGGAGUUUGAGAGAUUACAAAAUACGUGCUGA
Colletotrichum karsti is the source of this 1341-nucleotide messenger RNA. Its product is annotated as glycosyltransferase family 31. The record is from RefSeq and is a predicted model, not a curated record. Lineage: Eukaryota; Fungi; Ascomycota; Sordariomycetes; Glomerellales; Glomerellaceae. The transcript has 2 exons. Gene Ontology annotation, cellular component: membrane. The coding region runs from base 1 to 1341 and encodes 446 amino acids. Gene Ontology annotation, molecular function: glycosyltransferase activity.